Molecule: messenger RNA, 672 nt
Organism: Aspergillus bombycis
Lineage: Eukaryota; Fungi; Ascomycota; Eurotiomycetes; Eurotiales; Aspergillaceae
Product: MIP/aquaporin family protein
Exons: 2
Coding region: 1-672 (223 amino acids)
Biological process (GO): glycerol transmembrane transport; water transport
Cellular component (GO): plasma membrane
Molecular function (GO): glycerol channel activity; water channel activity
Source: RefSeq, a predicted model, not a curated record
AUGGCGAUCUAUAUCUCCGGUGGUGUCUCCGGUGCCCAUCUCAACCCCAGUGUCACGAUUAUGUUAUGGUUUUAUCGGGGCUUCCCCAAACGUAAGAUGCCGGAGUAUUUUCUCGCGCAGUUCGUGGGUGCCUUUGUUGCUGCCCUGACUGCCUACGACGUGGGGAUUGUGACCAGCUUUGUGACUGGCCAGCGUCAAGCUUGGAUUGAUCCAGCAACCGCUUUCUUUACGGAGUUUCUCGGGACGGCCCUCACAGCCACGACGAUCCUGGCCUUGGGUGACGACCAGAAUGCACCACCCGGGGCGGGCAUGAACUCGCUGAUCAUUGGGCUCAUGGUGUUUGUGCUGUCGAAUACCUUCUCCUACCAGACCGGGGCUGCAUUCAACCCUAGUCGAGACUUUGGGCCGCGCCUUGCCCUUCUCGCUCUCGGAUACGGGUCCGAGCUUUUCACAAACCCUUACUGGUUUUACGGGCCAUGGGCUGGUUCUCUAUGCGGUGCUCUGAUCGGAGCAUUUCUGUAUGAUUUCAUGAUCUUCACCGGUGGGGAGUCGCCCGUGAACUACCCUUGGGAGCGCACGCAGCGCUCGCUGCGAAAGAGUCGCAUAAAAUGGAAACGCCGGUUACGCAUUGACCGUCGACGACGUGGUAUCCCUGACAAAGUGGUUGCUUAA